Sardina pilchardus (European sardine) is the source of this 1693-nucleotide messenger RNA. RefSeq lists its product as uncharacterized. The transcript is spliced from 3 exons. The record is from RefSeq and is a predicted model, not a curated record. Gene Ontology annotation, molecular function: protein binding. Lineage: Eukaryota; Metazoa; Chordata; Actinopteri; Clupeiformes; Clupeidae. Bases 1 to 912 code for a protein of 303 amino acids.
AUGAAGACUUGUGGAGCUCUACUGGUGCUGCUGUGCUGCUGUUUGGCUGAGACACAGCUUACAGGAGACACCACCAGUGACAAUGACAUCACUCACCAGGGCCACUAUGGUGAAGCAGAGACCACAGAAAAUGAAGUCAUGAGUGCAGCACAGACAACUGAAGAUGCAGACACAGCCUCCAUCCAACAAACCUGCCAGCCUGACGUCCACACUGUGCUGAGGGAGAUGAGCGCUCUGGUGGUGGAGCAGAGAGUGGAGCUCAGACACACCAAGACACAAAUGGACGCCAUGGAGACCAGACUGAGAGUCAGUGAGAUGACAGUAGAGGAGCAGAGAGUGGAGCUCAGACACACCAAGACACAAAUGGAGGCUGUGGAGACCCGAUUGAGAACUAGUGAGAGACUAGUGGAACUACUAAGAAGUGAAAAUGAAGCUCAGGCAAUGAAUCUGAACCUCACGGCGAGCCAGGUGGAGGAGCUGAGGAGGGAGACAGAGGAGAGAAGGGUGUCGUUCUCUGCCUCAGUGGUAACAUCUGGUGCUGGAAAUAUAGGACCCUAUUCAGCUGCAACUACUCUCAUCUACAGAAAUGUCAUAUCCAACAUUGGCAACGGCUACAACAAAAACACAGGGGUGUUCACAGCUCCAGUCAGAGGGGUGUACCAUUUUGCUGUAUCUCUCUUAGGUAACGGUCAUGCCUCCACACCCUCAGCAGUCACCCUACAUAAAAAUGGACAGCAUGUUGUCAUUGCCUACACUCACACACCAAGCCACUGGACUAGCUCCUCCAACGGAGCUUCUCUGCUGCUGGAGGUGGGAGAUGUUGUCUAUGUGAACCUGAGGGCCAAUGCGUGGGUGUAUGAUAAUACACAACGCUACACCACCUUCUCUGGCCACCUGCUCUUCACCAUGUGACAAGUCAGUCCUCUGACUUAAAAAAAAUAAUGAUUCACUGACUCGAGUAUUGCAAUAUUGUGUUUUGUGAUACGUUGUUUGCCGAUAGGGAAAUGUGAGUGCCUUUGCUUAUGCUUCAUGUCACAGGCACUGUGAUACAUGCAAAAUUGUAACCCCUGAAUUGUGCUAAAUAUGAUUUCAACUGAUUCUUCCCAGACAAGGAAAUGACCUCAGGAAUAAGACACCACACAUUUGGAAAGAAAUGGGAAAGAAAAAAGUAGUUCAGACUGAGCCAUAGCAAAUACAUAUACUGUAUGUCUGAUGGAAUGAUCACUGUUCUCAUUUCUGAAUCCUAAAUAACUGCUGUUUCAUUCUCUAGCACAGAUGGCCACAUAAGUUAUAGAAGGGGAACAAACAUUAUGAGUUAUGAUAUGAUAUGUCACAUAUAUUUUUUGUUGUUGUUAUUUUCAUAGCGUUCACAGGCUAUCCAAGUAAAAAUAGUUACUGUUAUUAUACGGCUCUUCACAAUGCAAGUAGAACGCCCCAUUGACUUGAAUGGGAUUUCCCAACGUUCUACCGGUCAUUAUUUCUUGAUAGAUGACCGCUCCGAAGAAAUAAUGACCGCUGCCAAUGGCAACGGGUUCACUCCGCUAGUUGUUGCGGAAGCCACGAAACGGUAGCCAAGUCAUUGCUAAAGACACAUUGAGAUGAGUUUCUUUUCUCGUUUUGGCAAGUAGCCGUAUAAUAAGCGGGAUAAUGUAUAGAACGCCGGUCAUUAUCGGAAAAUAAUUCCCUUCAGGAC